AUGUUCCCAUCAGCGAAGCGUAAACUCGCCGAGAGAGUCGACGAGGAGCACGAUCAGGACCUCGAUGCUACGCACAUCAAUAAUCGACCGUUUGCAGUCCGCUUCGUCGCGAUCAGCCAGAACCUAUUCCAGCUACCGCCACGCGACGAGUUCCUUGUGAAGGACGACGACAUCCCCGUGGAUGACCUUCUAAAAAGAGAUGGCGGCCUCUACGAACACCGUAAGACCAAAAAAUUGUACGUCCCGACUCGACUUAGGUCUAAGCUGACUGCUUGGUACCACGGUCCAAGGGGUUCGUACAGCACUUCGUACAAGAGUGCGCUACCUGCGUCCGCAAUUCCCGUGCGUGGCUUGCCGCGGGCACAGGAAGACAAGUUGAAGCAGCCGUUCUUCAUGAGUAGAGUAAGCGUGGAUUAUGUGGGCCCUGGAGCAUUCCAAGGGCAGGAAUAA
Messenger RNA from Gregarina niphandrodes, 450 nucleotides. RefSeq lists its product as hypothetical. The record is from RefSeq and is a predicted model, not a curated record. The coding region runs from base 1 to 450 and encodes 149 amino acids. NCBI's taxonomy places the organism in Eukaryota, Apicomplexa, Conoidasida, Eugregarinorida, Gregarinidae. The transcript is spliced from 2 exons.